CUAACCUAUUGCGAUUCGAUUUGAAUAUAGUUCGAUAUUGUCUAUUGUUUCUGGACAUUCUCAGGUCAUGCAGAAUUAAAACUAUCAACCUAGGGACUGUUUGAGUUGAAUUGUGAGUUAAAUUUCGAUAGUCUACUCUUGUUAGACCUGUAAACCGAUGAUAUUCAUCGCUAUGUUUUCUCUAACCUUAAACCUUCUCUUGCUUUUUCUUCCACCCAUUCUCUGCCAACCUAUAGAAGAAACAGUUCUUUUGAAAAGUGUCGUGAUCUCCAACCAUUCAGGACCAUUGAACGAGCAUAGUCUUGGAACCUACUUUGAUAGAGUUGGAGAUUUGAAGAUAAAGAACAGCAACAUCAGUGAUUUAUCAAAGGGUACACUGAAACUCUUGUCUCAGUUGCAAAAUUUGACGAUAUCAGAUUCGAGCAUACAGAAAACUGAGGACGAUGUAUUCUCCAGUUGUUGUCCUACGUUGAGGGUGUUACGAGUGACAAACUGGAAGGAUAUGGAAGAAGAGGAUCUACGAGGGAUCGGUACUUUGCCAUUGGAGACACUCAGUAUCGACCAUCAGAAUUUAACGCAACUGGGGGAGGAUAUUUUUAGGAAUACCAAUUUGAAGUGUCUUUCCCUGGAUCAUAACAACAUCAAAUAUUUGUCGAACGCUGUUUUUGACGAUUUGUACCAACUGGAAGAGCUGUCGAUAAGCUGGAACGACCUGGACGAACUGCCUAGGGAUGUUUUGGCGCCUUUGAAAAGGCUUAAAACGCUCAAGUUGGAAACAGAUAGAUUCAGCAAAUUCUCCUGGGUAAACCUAACCUAUCUUCCAGAGUUGACCGAGAUUUAUUUGACGAAGAAACAAAUGGUGGAAGUCAACUUGUGGGGUAUCCAAGAAAAAGCUCCAAAAUUGAAGGAUGUAUACCUGGUGGGAAAUGACGGAAUUGUGACAGAUGAAAAUGAGGGUCCUACAAUACAUUUUUAAAGAGAAUAUGCGAAUUGGACGUUUCAUGUGACCUUAAUGUAGAUGGUAUCAUAAAAAUCAGGAAAUUAACUUAUGCUUGUAAUUUUUAUCCUGUUUUCUUUUAGAAUCACAUCAUUUGUUACUAUUUUGAAUUCAUUUUCUGCUGAGAUUAAUUUUCGAAAGCAAUUUCAUUUUCAUCAAGUAUGAUUUAAAAAAGAAUUUUAUUCUGAAUAAGAAAUUCAAGUGGGCGCAUUCACCAAAUAUAUUGAGUUGAGCAUUUAUCCACCUAUUGAGACGUGUGUUAGCUUUCCAUUCAUUAUUCAAAUCAUUAAAAAGAAUAUUCAAUAUUUUCUGUUGGUGAUCAUGUGUAAUGUCUAAUUUUUUCAGUACAGAAAAAAUUUAAUCUGUCAGUGAAGAAGUAAAUAUGUUUUUCUCUUCUUUUGAGACGAGAAUGAAUGAAAUUUUAUGCUACCUCAAACAGGUUUUCUGAUUUGAUUAAAAGAAGAUGAGCUGAAUGCUUCGUAAAUACAUAUUAUGAAUAAUUUAAAAUAUCAUUUAGACCAUCUCAUUUGUUAUUAUUGAAUAUUAUAUUUAGCUCUUCUACUCUUCAUUGGAAAAAUACUUGCUAAAAAACUAACCAAUUCAGUGAAUUCUCCACAGUUUUUUCUUCGUUGAAAAUUCCAAAAUUGUUGUUCAUCUUGAAUUGAAUCUUCUGAUUAUAUUCUUCUGUUUGAGGAAGUUUGAGGCUGGUAGUUACCGAAAUACGCUGUAGCCAAACUGGGACCAAUAAAAAACAAUUAAGGAGACCUUAACAUUUAGAAGAAUGAAGAAGUUAUUAGGUUCUAUUAAGUCUAGCCCAGAGGCUUCUUCUUUUGUACGAUAGAUAUAAAUGCUUGAAGAAUUCCAAGCAGCGUAUUUUUUUUGGCUUGUAUUAUUCGCUAAUUAACUCGAUGAUUUUCAUUUUAGUUUCAGUUAUGGUAUAAUUGAAUAAGAUGAGAAGAUUGAUAGGUUUUUUUAG
Coccinella septempunctata (seven-spotted ladybird) is the source of this 1973-nucleotide messenger RNA. Its product is annotated as leucine-rich repeat and immunoglobulin-like domain-containing nogo receptor-interacting protein 3. Gene Ontology annotation, molecular function: protein binding. The record is from RefSeq and is a predicted model, not a curated record. The coding region runs from base 158 to 976 and encodes 272 amino acids. The transcript is spliced from 2 exons. NCBI's taxonomy places the organism in Eukaryota, Metazoa, Arthropoda, Insecta, Coleoptera, Coccinellidae.